Molecule: messenger RNA, 1504 nt
Organism: Ctenopharyngodon idella (grass carp)
Lineage: Eukaryota; Metazoa; Chordata; Actinopteri; Cypriniformes; Xenocyprididae
Product: macrophage mannose receptor 1-like
Exons: 6
Coding region: 1-1377 (458 amino acids)
Source: RefSeq, a predicted model, not a curated record
AUGUGGCUCUUGAGGACCACUUCUGGUGUUUAUCGUCAGUACUACUAUAUAAAUGCAAGAAUGUCAUGGCCAGAGGCUCAGAGUUACUGCAGAGCGAAGUACACUGACCUGGCUACUGUAGACACCAUUGAUGAUGUGAACAGGCUGGUAAAUAUAGUGGAUGCUGGAUACAGUGGAUCUGUGUGGAUUGGACUGAAGAGAGGGACACAGAAACGCUGGGUUUGGUCUAAUGGAGAAGACACACUAACACAGUACAGUGCCUGGGCUGAUGGAGAACCGAAGAGUGGAAAAGAAUGUGGCUACUUCAAUAAUGGAGUUUGGCUCAGUUCGUCAUGCUCAUCUCUGAAUCACCUUGUGUGCUACAGUGGAAGCACUGGAUACGUCAGGGUAGAGACAUUCAAGAACUGGACAGAUGCUCAGAGCUACUGCAGACAGCAUCACAUAGACCUACCCACUAUUCACAAUGCUCAGGAACUAAACCAGAUAAAGAGUAUUGUUCCAUAUUAUUCUUGGGUCUGGAUUGGUCUGUUCCUGGACUCUUGGGAAUGGUCUGACAAAUGGAGUCUCUUCUUUAGAUACUGGGCAGUAGGUCAACCCUCCCAGAGUUCAGGAUCUGGUGACUGUGUCAGCAUGUCAAGAACCAAUUCUGGGAAAUGGGCUCAAUACAGCUGUGAUCUACAGCAUCCUUUUAUCUGCCAUGGAUGGCCCAAGUCUCCUUACCGCUCCUACCACUAUGUGGAUGAAAGCAUGACAUGGCAAGAUGCUCAGAGUUACUGCAGAGCGAGAUUCACUGAUCUGGCCACUGCUGACACCAUGAGCGACGUGAGUUUGCUGGUAAAUACAGUGGAUCCUGGAUACAGUGGAUCAGUAUGGAUAGGUCUCCACAAUGGAACAGAGUAUCGCUGGGUCUGGUCUAUGGGCACACUGUCCCAGUACAGUAUCUGGAAUCCAGGAGAACCAAAUGGUGAUGGGGAGUGUGUGAGGAGUUUUAAUGGAAACUGGUAUGAUGAGAGCUGCAGCACCGCUCUCCCGUUUGUGUGUUUCAAUGACAGCUCUGGUUUUAUCAUCACUGAGACUGCUAUGACAUGGAGAGAUGCUCAGAGUUACUGCAGACAACACCACACUGACUUGGCGAGCAUCAGCAGCGCAGAGCAGCAGAAUCUGAUCAGUAAUCAAGCAUCGCUCUGGAUUGGUCUGUUCCUGGACUCUUGGCAGUGGUCUGAUCAGUGGAACCUCAGUUUCAGAUACUGGGCAGCAGGUCAACCAUCCCAGAGUUCAGGAUCUGACUGUGUCAGCAUGUCAAGAAACUAUUCUGGGAAAUGGGCUCAUGAAAGCUGUGAUCUAAAGCGUCCUUUUAUCUGCCAUGGAGAUAAGUGAAAAGCUGAAGAGCAUGGGGCUGGAAAGUGACAGCAAAAUAAGCUGGAGAAAAGGGGAAGGUGGAGAGGUGUUUCAUCAGGAGAUCAACCAUAUGGCCAAUUCAAAUAAUAAAUGUGAUAGACUGUAA